UGCGGCUUGUAGUGAUUAUUCAAACUAAUCCGAAAUUCCUCUUACUCUUGCCCACUGCACCCUUUUAUGUUUUGACAUGUGCUAUUGUGCUUUCCCGCACAUCUCAGACUAUUAGAGCAGAUUCGAGAGCCAGAGAAGCCUUAGAUUAUAUUCAAACCUGGAUCCUCAGCAUAGGGGCUUGUGUAACAGGUUGGGAACACUUCCCCCCUAGCUAGAUAUUCUCGCUGAAACGCGAUUAUCCCUCUUCAGCGAGAAAGUAAACAUUACCAUAAACAGGUGUUUUGGGGUCUUUAUUGGAAAUAAUGGCAAAUCCCAUGGAAUGCUAAAUAAGUGCGACACACACUCAGUAUGACGUGAAUUGUCUCUAUGAAAUUGACAACAAAAAGUCAAGAAAUUGCAUAUCAACGUUGCUGUGUAAAAGGGAAGCAGUCUGAAAUCCAAUACAAAUCAUUGGUGUUACCAUGACAGGCAUGGACAUGUUGCCACCAAAUAUCGAAAAGCCUUGUAAAACUGCGUUAUCGUACAUUGUUUAUAAUCUUCCAGUUCAUGAACUUAUCAAUCCAGAUCUUAUUGGUGCUUUUCAGAGGAAAGGCUCCCUUUGUAUGCUCUCUCAUGGAACCAGACUAGAGGUCAACGACUGUGUAACUUUACUACCCACAGGGCGUUUGAUUCUUCACCUCACAAAAGAUUCAUACACCAGACUUGGUCUAGAUGGCAAACUGUCUCGUCACAACAAGUAUGGAGGAGAAAAAUAUGUGUUAGAAGUGGAUGUUGGCUCAACAGUCUUUGUACCUGGAAAGAAACACUAUGAUAGAGUCAAAUCUUGUCUGCAGCAUUCCAAUAUACAGUGUGAUUUUUUGGUUUCAUGGGAGGCACAAGAUAAAGAUUUGUGUGGAAGUUCCAUUCACAAGUAUUUCAAUAUAAAGGGGUUUAACUGUGUUCCUUUGGCCGUUUCAUCCAAAUUUCACAAAUACACGGAUGUAGAAAUACCUGACCUGCAGCAUCAAGAUGCCGAAAUACACCACCAGGAGGAGCUAUAUGAUUGGCUGGGAGGUGUAGCCAAUCAAAUAACACUGUCCAAUGAUGAUGAGUACAAUCCUAUGAGUGAUUACACUGGUCUUACCAAGCUUGGUCACUGCGCUCAUAUGCAAAUCUCUGGACUCUUCCUGGGAGCCACAGUCCAAAGUCUGAUUCAAGAAGUUAGGUUGGUAUUCACUAGACAUGUAUGUACUGUCAUUCACUUAUAUUUCAGGAAAAUUUAUUCAAACAACUUUGCUAUGCCCAUUUCAUCAAAGAGUCCUAAUUUUUGUGAACAUUCAGGUACAUGUAAGUCAACACUACGUUCACAUGCAAUUUUUUUGUUUGCAAGAACGUUAUUUUUGUGUCAAAAAGUAACAGCAUGAAUUUACACAAAAUAAAGUCUUAUAAACCAAAUCUAAAGUACAAUAACACAAUUGAUUUUUGCAAGUACUAAUUGUUUGUCAGAGUAAAACAGCUUCAAUUUUUUUGUCUUUUAAUGUUGACACUGCAAUACACAGAAGAAAUAUAUCGUAGGUGGGUUCAAGUGGCAUUUUUUCUCACUCUCAACCAGUUUUAGUCAGAUUAUCUUUGUCUGGCUCUUGAGUAACCAAAAGAGAAAUCUCAGGUUACGCAUGUUGUACAAGACAACCAGGACACAACUUUAUCACUAAUUAUGCAAAUUGUCCACUGUUUGCAUACAGUUAUACCUCUUUAAUUCAAACAAACUAGACAGUAGCUAUUAAUAAUGUGUUUAUAACUGCAAUGAAAUGUAUGACAUUUGGUUCUUAUAGGAAGCAGUGUAAAUUAAGCAGUAGUUGGGGCUGUGUGACAAUUCAUGGAUUUACAGAUUCACCAAUCUCCAUUGGAAGAUCCGAGAAAAAUCCUCAUAAACUAUGUGCUGAUUGUGUUACCCUAGUGGUUGUACCCAGCGAUAGGUGUUGGUUGUUUACUAACACCUAAACUUAAACUUUGACCAAUACAUUUUUGUUGGUGUUAAAAUUAAAAGUUAUUUUUCAUCCUU
Messenger RNA from Ostrea edulis (European flat oyster), 2041 nucleotides. RefSeq names its product ribonuclease P protein subunit p40-like. The record is from RefSeq and is a predicted model, not a curated record. The transcript has 7 exons. The coding region runs from base 462 to 1403 and encodes 313 amino acids. Gene Ontology annotation, biological process: tRNA 5'-leader removal; tRNA 3'-end processing; endonucleolytic cleavage in ITS1 to separate SSU-rRNA from 5.8S rRNA and LSU-rRNA from tricistronic rRNA transcript (SSU-rRNA, 5.8S rRNA, LSU-rRNA). Gene Ontology annotation, molecular function: ribonuclease P activity; ribonuclease MRP activity. Lineage: Eukaryota; Metazoa; Mollusca; Bivalvia; Ostreida; Ostreidae. Gene Ontology annotation, cellular component: ribonuclease MRP complex; multimeric ribonuclease P complex.